Molecule: messenger RNA, 2168 nt
Organism: Salvelinus sp. IW2-2015
Lineage: Eukaryota; Metazoa; Chordata; Actinopteri; Salmoniformes; Salmonidae
Gene: rnf115b
Product: ring finger protein 115b
Biological process (GO): protein ubiquitination
Cellular component (GO): cytoplasm
Molecular function (GO): ubiquitin protein ligase activity
Source: RefSeq, a predicted model, not a curated record
CGCCCUUACGCCUUCAGUUGGCUUGAGCUACCAUAYCGACGUCAGUGACUGACUAUGCUACGGUGAAGAUGGCGGAGGCAGCGGCGGCACAACACCGCUUUUUCUGUCACUGCUGUAAAGGUGAAAUCGACCCUAAAUUCCCAGAAUUCACGUGCCCCAGGUGUGAGUCCGAKUUCAUUGAGGAGUUGACAGAAGACUCCAGUCUCUUGGAGAACAGCAGCACUGCAGAGGCCAAUGAUGAUGCAGGCACACUCUUUUCAGAGCUGUGGCAGCUGCUGUUUAUGGAACGCUCUGCCCUUCUCUCGGACCCCUCCGCCUAUGAGUCUGACCAGAGCCAACUACAGGCUGCCCCAGCCAGUGAUGCAGUGGAGGGCCCUUCUGUUGACCCUGUGGGAGGCACAGAGCCUUUGGAGCCUGAACUGGAACCCCCCUCUCGCCCGCCUAGCCAGGGGAGGCGACAGUCCCGCGYGCCAGCAGUGGAGGGUAUUGUGCAGCAGUUUUUGGCUGGUCUGUUUGCCAACAAUGGAAAUCCAGGCGUUGCACCAGCUGCACUGUCUGGCAUGUUCCAUUCAAAUCCUGGGGACUAUGCCUGGGGUCAGGGAGGUCUAGACGCAGUUAUCACAGAGUUGUUAGGUCAGUUUGAGAGCACAGGUCCACCUCCUGCAGAGAAGGAGAUGAUCUCAUCCCUCCCCACAGUCAACAUCUCUCAAGAACAGACAGACAGCAGACUGGAGUGUCCAGUAUGUAGGGAGGAGUACUCCGUGGGAGAGUCUGUCAAACAGCUGCCCUGCCUCCAUUAUUUCCACAGUGACUGCAUAGUGCCAUGGCUCAAACUGCACGAUACCUGUCCUGUGUGUCGUAAAAGUCUUGACGGCGUCGACCAGAGCAUCUAGCCCCCACCAGAGCCCCCCUCCAUCAGGACAGACCCUCAGGAGGAGAGACGGGCUAUUUGAGGUUUAGGUCUCCCUCUCUUUUACCUCUCUGGCAUCUCUUCUUCCCUUUUUUUCUCCUGAACGAGGCUCACCUCUCCUCAUGCCUCGUCAUCCAUCACUCCUUCUUUGACCACGCAUUUAUUGAAGAGACAGAUUUCAAUUCAACUGUGCCUCAUUGUCAAAAUUAUACUUGCUUCGAAAAAUCACCUCACUCACAAUGCUUUCACCCACAGAUCACUAUACAUUUCCUGGGGAACUUUGAUUGAGGUGAGAAAGAUCCAAUAUGCCUGCAAUAUAACCUCACCUGCAAAUGGUUCCAACUGUUUUCUGACAAAUUGUUAUGGAUUCAAUUUGUCCCUUCGUAGAGGCAUUUCACCUGUUCUGAUUGGCUUUCAUUUUUUAUUAAAAACAAAUGAACUGACAUCAUUGAGCCAUAGACGUGACAAAUGUGUUGAACUUAGGAGAGUUUGUGAAAAUCCUGAAAGGUGAGCUGAACUCACUCUCUUGCAUUGUUGAUCUGGGUAAGAGAAUUUCCCUACUGUUCUCUCUGACCUCUUUGGUUGCAUCGCAAUAAUCUCUGCUUUCUCCUGAAUGGUGCACUUGUUCACUUCAUGGAUUUGAAAGGAAAUUACUGGUAUAUGGAAACUCCUAGGCCAUGCCUAUACCAAUCCAAAGCUUUUAGAUUUGUGGAGAGUAGUGAACGAAUGCAAACUUCGGGAGGAAGGAGAGGUUAUUGGGAAUGUAACCACGGGGAGAAUCUCAAUUGCAUACUUGCGUCCUCUCUACUUCUCAAAAUCCAUUGGAGGAGAGGAUCAGAGGGGCGGGAUCUUUGGCUUUCUCUUACAAUGGGUUUUGAGGAGGAGGCGAGGAGUAUGCAAUUGAAACUCUCCCCCGUCUCCCACUUCCUCUUAUUCGUUAAUAAUGUCCACCUCUCUUUAUGUCCCCUAUUAAAGCCUAAUGCUGUGUUCUUCACACUAUCCACCUCCUUCCUGUUAUAACAUUAUGCACUUUCCUAAUGCAUUAGUCUUUUACCUAUUUCUAUCAUUUUAUUUUGAAUGAUAAGUACAAGUCACAGCAAAAAAAAACAUGUUUUUAAUAUUGAAUAUAUUAUGAUUUGCCUAUAUAUGUAUUGAUAUGUAUAGGUGUGUAUAUACAUGUAAAUGUUUGUUAACGAAUACAUCUGCUUGGCAAUGAGGUGAUCAGAUUGAAGAUAAUAAUAAAAAAUUGUCAAAUUCA